Messenger RNA from Haplochromis burtoni (Burton's mouthbrooder), 6652 nucleotides. RefSeq names its product trinucleotide repeat containing adaptor 6C1 (gene tnrc6c1). Gene Ontology annotation, biological process: positive regulation of nuclear-transcribed mRNA poly(A) tail shortening; miRNA-mediated post-transcriptional gene silencing. NCBI's taxonomy places the organism in Eukaryota, Metazoa, Chordata, Actinopteri, Cichliformes, Cichlidae. Gene Ontology annotation, molecular function: protein binding; RNA binding. The transcript has 19 exons. Gene Ontology annotation, cellular component: P-body; nucleoplasm. Bases 781 to 6249 code for a protein of 1822 amino acids. The record is from RefSeq and is a predicted model, not a curated record.
AUAAAACGUCUCAAGUACACAUUAGCCUGGUAGCUGCAUGCAACAGUUGACACCAAGAUUGUAGAUAUGAUGAUGCAUUUAAGCUGCAGAGAGGCUAGAUAUUUUCCUCUGAGGAUGAAGAGAGUGACUAUUGGAGUUUAAUUUUCUUUUGUAACACACCAGUUUUAUAGUGAUGAUAUACCAAUGUUUGUUCCCAACUUCUAAUGUCCCUCAAUUGAAAAAAAUAAAAAUACGAAUGCAUGAAUAAAUGUUAUUGGAGGUUUUUUAAAUUGUGUGCAGUUCUUAGGCUUCGCUGCUCAUGUGAAACCCUGCAGGGCUUCGACCAUGAGAAAUGGCUGGUCAGAGCAGAGAGAGCCUCGCACUCUGUUGCUAAGGGUAACUAAAGCUAGUUGGAUAAGAGCACUUGGCUUCAGCAGCCGUGCAAGCAGUUAAUAACUAACUGCUUUUGUAGAGCGCUGAGAGGUGAUCAUUUCAGGGGCCAUAACCUGCCACAAACCAUGAACAGCUUAUGUUGAUGGUGCUCAGCGCUCUUUACAGCACCGUCCUGAUGGAGACAAUAGCCCACAAUAAUGUAGCAGGCAGGUCUAAGUCCAUUUUCUGGUACUUGACCUCUUCAACACAUAUAAUCUGUGAACCGGCACCAUGACAGGCUGUGAGAGAGUUGGGUGUCUUGGCCAUCUCUAAAGUCAUCAUUUUUUCUUUUAUAGUGCCACCCCGAGGUUAUUACAGUCCUGUGGUUCUCCAAAGAACAACCAUCUGUUUGGACUGACCACUGCCUUGAUGCCAGACUCUACCAAGCUCAACCCCAGCCCUCCUCUUCCCCCCGUCAACCCCAGUGCCAUCCCAUCUGUACCCCCAAGCAGUGGAAAUGGCAAGCGCAUCCCCUCCGGAGGUCAGCCGCAGACAGCACAGCAGUCCCAGACUCCGCUCCAGCAGCGCUACCCGCCCAGAGAGGUGCCCCCACGCUUUCGUCAGCAGGAGCACAAGCAGCUGUUAAAGCGGGGCCAGCCUCUUCCCUUGGGGACGCUGCCUCUCAUCACCACGGGACGUCCCACCACUAGUGAACCUGCAGCAGCAACAGUAGCCAUACACGCCUCUCUUUCCUGCUCCUCUUCCACUGCAGCCAGCUUGCCCACAGAACUGCCCCCACAGAGUGGCCAGGGAGCCCAGUAUGAUAAUCCCCUCUGGGGGCACCUGCCAGCCAACAGAAGUGCUACGAGUGCUGCAUCUUCCACCAAUCUCAGUGGCUGGGAUCAACUAAUUAUCGACCAGAAGGACACAGAGGCUUGGCCUUCUAUUACACUCAGCCAGAGCCAGGUCCCUCCAGGAGGAUGCCCUUUGGACACUGACUCUGGUCACCUGACCAGCAGCAGCAGAAGCAGUAGUACUAGCAGUAGUUGUAGUACAGUGAGUAUGGCCACGGGAGCAAAUAGCCAAACAGGCCACUUCCCUGCCAACCACCUCAGCAGCAAAGCCAACAGUGGGCCCAGCCCUGCCAAUCAUACUGGAACCAGCAUGCUCUCUGGCCAGGUUGCAGCCAGUCGCAGCUGGGGCCCUGGGGCUGUAUCUUCCCAUUGCCCCCCUCAGUCCUCAAUGGGGAGUGAAACGAAGAGUGACAGCCCAGGAGGAGGAGGAGGAGGCAGUACUAGGAGCUGGGGUCCUUCAUCAUCCUCCAGCACCAACUUUAACUUGAACCUAAACCCUAAUGCCAACCCGUCUGCCUGGCCCAUGUUGGGGCAUGACGGAAGUGGCACAGGGGGAGGCAGCUCAGGGGGAGCCAACACCAUUUCACCUCCUCACUCUACACCCAACCUCUGCAAUCCACCUGGCCCCCCACCAGCCCAGACCAGCACCUGUACCGGAGCCAACACUAACAGCAACUCCUCGGGGAUUGGCAAUGCCUGGAUUACCAUGAUGGCUUCUGAUGCAGAGCCACACCCCUCCCCGUCCACGAAUGUGUCUUUCAGUUCAGAACCUCAGAACCUUAAAACUGAUGGACCAAAUCACACUAAUAAGCAGGAACCCCCCAGCCCCAUCCGCAGUUUGCCUGGCUGGGGAAGUGCACCUGUAGGCUUGGGUUCCAUGACCCAGCCACCGCCAGGAGGCUCACAGGUCAAUGGUGAAGAUGGUAAUUCAGUAUGGGGUAACAGUGGCAACUCAAAGGCAAGUUCAUCUAAGGAGGCACCUGGCUGGGGCCAUGAAGGAGAUGGAACAGGGAACUCUGGAGGCUGGGGUGAACACCCUGAAGAGACCCAGGGAGGAUGGGAUACACCCAGCUCUCCCGCACAGGACUCUCAGUCCAUCUCAUGGAGCAGGGCUGUAAGCACAGCUGCGGCUAGUGAAGGAAGCAGUGACAGCAUGGAAGGCCAUCCCCAGCAAAAAGACCGGUCAUCCAGAGAAAAAUCAGCUCCUUUGAUGCCUGCCCAGGAUCUGGACCCCAGGGUGCUGUGCAACAGUGGCUGGGGACAGACUCCCGUUCGCCAGCACACUUCCUGGGACAUGGACGAUACCAAACGUAAGAGCGAUGUAGGCACUGGAUCAUGGGGCUCUGGCUCAACCACUCCAGUCGAUGCCCAGGGGCCCUCCAACACUAACACAGGCCCUAGCCAGAUGACUGACUCUGGGAGCAAAAAUGAUGCGCCUGGUUCUCAGGGCACUUCUGGUUGGGGUGGUAACAUAGCAGCUACCAACCAGCCAAGCUCUGGUUGGGGAGAGCCACCCAGCAACAUCAAGCCCCCAGGUGGCCCUGGUGGUUGGGGAAACCCUCCACCAGGAGGUCCAAGCACCAGUAUACCCAAAAAUGGUGGUCAGUCCUGGGGAGAGAAGCCAAGUGGGUGGGAAGAUUCUCACAUCAAGUCAGGAUCCCAGAACUGGGGAGAACAGCCCAAAGCAUCUCACACUUGGGCUAGCAGUGGAGUGAGCAAUAACACAGCAGAGUGGGGGGACUCAGAAGAGAGUAAAAAGAGUCCCACUACUGCUUGGGAAGGAGAACCACGAGGCUGGGGAAUGUCUUCUCAAGGACCUGGAGGUAAUGGUGGCUGGGGAGAGUCACUUCCUCAGCGACCCAGUGGUCCCUCUCAAGGCUGGGGGGGCAAGCCUCAAGAUGGGCCUAGUGGUAACAAUGGAGGAGGGAGCAUGGGGUCCUGGGGGGGAUCGGGCUCAGUGAAACAAGGUCCAGGUAGAGGUGGAAAUAAGCAGGAAUCCUCAACAACUGAGCCUACAGGCUGGGAAGAGCCUUCCCCUCCUUCCAUCCGACGCAAGAUGGAGAUCGAUGACGGGACCUCUGCUUGGGGCGAUCCCGGUACCUACAACAAGGCAGUCAAUCUGUGGGACAGGAACAAUUCAGGAUCGUCCCAAGCUAAAGUUACUACUGGAGGCAAUAAUCCCCCCAGCACCAACAACAACCAUCCCCACCCUCUCAAUCACCCUUACCACGGGCCACCUGCACCUUUACAGAGCCACAGCCAAAACAGCCAGAACUCAGGCCCCACCAGCGGGCCUUUGGAUCCUACUGUGCAACACCAGCCUGGAGCAUCUCACAGCAGAGGUCCCCUGAUGGCUCAAGGUUGGGGAGAGAUAUCCAGCUCCCACACAAAAUCGGAGAGCUCCUGGGGGGAACCUGCAUCUUCCCCGGUCAGCGUGGAUAAUGGGACGUCUGCCUGGGGCAAACCCAGUGGGAACUGUGGCGGCUGGGGGGAAAGCAAUCCGGAGAGCUAUGGCAGGGGCAACCCGACAAUGACACCUGCAUCUUGUAAACCUGCUCCCAAACCUAUGCAAGAUGGAUGGGGAGGUGGAAGUGAAGACCUGAGCCUGUCAGGUGGUCAGUGGGAUGCAGAGGAGGUAGACAUGUGGAAUAGCACUGCCUCCCAGGAGAGCAACUCUUCCUGUAACUCUUGGAGCAAUGCAAAUAAAAAGCCCCCACCAAAGGGGAAGAUCCCAGGGAAGCAGGAUGAGGUCUGGAUCAUGAAUCGUCUCAUCAAGCAGCUGACUGACAUGGGCUUCCCUAGGGAUCCAGCAGAGGAGGCUUUGAAGAGCAACAACAUGAACCUGGAUCAGGCCAUGAGUGCCCUGCUGGAAAAGAAGACGGAGCUUGACAAGCGUGGGAUGGGGAUAGCUGGCCACGACUACAACAACGGGCUCAUCAACAAGCCCAUGAGCUGCCCUCGGCCUCCGCUUCUUUCCAAAGACCCCUCAGCAGAUCCCCGCCUGCCCUUCAUGGAUAAGGUGCAGAGUGGAAUGUUUGGCGGUGGUGGAGCAGCACAAGUCCGGGCCAUGCCGCAGCCGCCUCCUCAGCCACCAGUGCCGCCUCUCAGCUCCUCUCAGCCUAGUCUACGUGCUCAAGUGCCUCAGUUUCUCUCCCCUCAGGUUCAAGCACAGCUCUUACAGUUUGCAGCAAAAAACAUUGGUCUGAAUCCUGCACUUUUAACCUCACCAAUAAACCCUCAACAUAUGACCCUUCUAAAUCAACUUUACCAGCUGCAACUGGCGUACCAGCGUUUACAAAUUCAGCAGCAGAUGUUGCAGGCGCAGCGCAAUGUUUCUGGCCCCAUUCGACAACAAGAGCAGCAAGUUGCACGUACAAUCAAUAACAUGCAGCAGCAGAUCCAACAGCACCAGCGUCAGCUGGCCCAGGCCCUGCUGAUGAAGCAGCAGCAACAGCAACCGCCCCCUUCCCACUCAGGCCUGCACCCUGGUGGAGCCAAAUCCUCCCUGGAUUCAUUUCCAGGUCAUCCCCAGGCUCCAGGCCUCCCUGACCUGCAGACCAAAGAGCCGCAGUCAUCUCCUAACACCUACAGCCCCUACUCUCUCUCUGGACUGAAUGUAAACUGCAUGGAGGUGGGAAGUCUGUCAAUGAAGGAACCCCCCCAACCCCAAUCGCGCCUGUCACAGUGGACACACCCAAACUCAAUCGAAAGCCUCUCUGGAAACUCUUCUCCAUUGGAGCCCAACCUGGGCAAGCAUGGUGCCAACCUGGGCCCUCCUGGAAAGCCCACUCAGCUGGAUGAAUCUUACAGCCCCUACAGCCUGAUAUCCAGCUCAGAGUCUCCUUCCAGCCCUUUGGUGCCUCCAGACAGCUGGGGACAAAGCAAAGGCAGCAGUGACAAAAUGGCCAAUGGGACCAAUAUCAACUGGCCACCAGAGUUUUGUCCUGGUGUACCGUGGAAGGGCCUCCAGAAUAUCGACCCUGAAACUGACCCCAACGUGACCCCCGGCAGCGUCCCCAGCGGACCCACCAUCAACACAAAUAUCCAAGAUGUCAACCGCUACCUGCUCCGGGACAGGAGCGGAGGUGAGAACAGGAGAAGCUCCUCUCCCACCUCAUCUCAGAACGAGGCUCUGCCUCCCUCCACUGAUUGGCCAGUCAGUGGCUACACUAGCUCGUUCAGUCUUUCGUCCCCGGAGAUGGAGGAUGCAGGUAAACUGUCAGAGAUGAAAUCCACUUGGUCUCCAGGCCCCAUUUCUCACAGCCAGGCCUCUCUGUCCCACGAGCUGUGGAAGGUCCCACAGGGCCCUCGGAGCAGCACCACAGCCCCUUCCCGCCCCCCGCCUGGCCUCACCAACACAAAGCCUUCCUCCACCUGGGGGGGCAGCUCUCUGGGUCUGGGACAAGGCUGGAGCAGCUCUUACACCACAGCAGGUACCACAUGGAGUACAGACAGCUCCACCAGAACAAGUAGCUGGCUCGUGCUGAGGAACCUCACUCCGCAGAUUGAUGGUUCGACUCUGCGAACACUGUGCAUGCAACACGGCCCCCUCAUCACAUUCCACCUCAACCUGACACAGGGAAACGCUGUAGUGCGCUACAGCUCCAAGGACGAAGCUGCCAAGGCGCAAAAGUCCCUGCACAUGUGCGUGCUCGGGAACACCACCAUCCUGGCCGAGUUCGCCGGGGAAGAGGAAGUGAACCGCUUCUUUGCACAGGGCCAGUCACUCGGAGGAACAACCAGCUGGCAGGCCACUCCAGGCACCAAUCAGACAAGGAUGGGCGGGACCGGGUCUGGAGCGUCUCACCCCAUCGGGCACUCGCCCCACUGGAACAACAACAACAACGGCGCCGGCAGCAACAGUAGCAGCGGCGGCCUGGGAGCAGGCGGAACAAAAACAGGCGGAGAGCUGCUGUGGGGUGGUGUUCAGCAGUAUUCCAGCCUGUGGGGACCCCCGAGUGGAGAGGAGGGACGGGUCAUGGGGAGCCCCACCCCAAUCAAUACACUGCUGCCUGGGGACCUGCUGAGCGGGGAGUCCAUGUAGGAUAGAAGACUCUAGGCUUACAAAAACAAACACAAACAGGAGCAAAAACCUUGCAAAUCAAUGUGGAGAUAAUCAGCGUGGAUGUAAAGGUGGAAAGGAGAGACGGAGGAGGACAAGGAAACACCUUGCUGCUCGCCCUCGUCAGCCUCGUCUCCUCCUGAGUUUUUACUGACAUUUUUAGUUGCAGUUCUGUUGUGAAUCCCAAUAACGGAUAUUUUGAUCAGUGUUCAGCUUUUACUUCACAGGAACGAGAACUUUAUUUUAUUUUUUCAGAAAUGAACUUUUGAGAACUUUGCCGUGCGAGACGUACUUUUAGUCAAACUGACACAGUGACGAGCUGCCAUCUUUAAACUAAUCCCUCACUGCCUUUUUGAGGCAAUCAUACUGCACCUCAGAGAUCCAU